UGCACUGGAAGCAGCUGAAAUCAGCGGGAUGGGGUGCAGGCAGCAGGGGUGGCAGCAGCCCCUGCAUGUGCGCGGGCAGGAGGCCAAGCCGGGGUGACGAGAGAACAAAACUCCCUUUCCAUCUGUGAGGAGCCAUCAGAGCGAUGACAGGAGACGUCCCCAGCAGAGACAUCCCUGCCUAUCAGCGCCCCGGCCCUGCGGGGAGGGUCGGGAGGAGGAGACGGGGAUGUGUUUGCUCCGUGGUGUUUGCUGUUGUGGUUUUGUUCCCUUUCAUUUGGUGCCAAAAGAUUGACGCUGAUGUUUUUGGGAGCGAUUCCCGGGGCCGCGCGGGUGCCAAGCGUGCUGGAUGCACAUCUGGCCCGAGCUAUUCCUGAGCUCCCAGGUGGAAAACAGCAGGAUUUCCUCCCAAAGCACCAGCUUGGUGCAGCUGAAGCCUCGUGGCCCCAUGCACAGCCCCAACUCAUGCAUCAAGACCUUGCAAACUCGUGUCCCUGCUGCUCUCUUCACCGAUGGCAUCACCAACAAGCUCGUGGCCUGCUACACGGAUGAAGGGAUGGUGGACGCGGUGCUGGUCCGUGUCUAUGGCAGGAAAACGGAGCUCUUUGUGGACAGGGACACGGAGCUGAGGAACUUCCAGGUGCUGCGUGCCCAUGGCUGCGCCCCCGACCUCUACUGCGCCUUCCAGAAUGGGCUCUGCUACCAGUUCCUACCGGGAAUCGCACUGGGGCCCGACCACGUGCGGGAACCCCGCAUCUUCAGGCUGGUGGCGCAGGAGAUGGCCCGGGUACACGCCAUCCACGCCAAUGGGAGCCUCCCCAAGCCCAUCCUCUGGCAGAAGCUGCACAAAUACCUCACCCUCGUGAAGACGGAUCUCAGCCCAAAGGUAUCCAACCCCAGCCUCCAGCAGGAUGUGCCCAGCCUGGAGGUGCUGGAACAGGAGCUGGCCUGGAUGAAGGGAACUCUCCCCCAGCUGGGGUCCCCCGUUGUGCUUUGCCACAAUGACCUCCUCUGCAAGAACAUCAUCUAUGAUGGGACACAAGGGCAUGUUCGCUUCAUAGACUACGAAUACACCGGCUACAACUACCAGGCUUUCGACAUUGGAAACCACUUCAAUGAGUUUGCAGGUGUGAAGGAGGUGGAUUACAGCCUCUACCCCAGCAAGGACACCCAGCUCCAGUGGCUGCGCUCCUACCUGCAGGCCUACAAGCAGCUCACCCAGGGAGACCAAGGGGUGUCCGAGGAGGAGCUGGAGGCUCUCUACGUGCAAGUGAACAAGUUUUCUUUGGCAUCCCAUUUCCUCUGGGCAUGCUGGGGCCUGAUCCAGGAUAAGUACUCUACCAUAGACUUUAACUUCUUAAGAUAUGCAAAGCUAAGGUUUAAACAGUACUUCAAGAUGAAGCCGGUGGUCACAGCCCUGCAGGUCUCUAAAUAGCACCUCCAGCCUCUGAGACCCUGAGCUAUUUUGUCCUUGCUGCAUCCACAGCCCUCGCAUCCCCCUCGCCCCAUUCCCAGCCCAGCCGGGGAGCGAGGGCAGGUCCGGAUGGUGGGAAGGGGGAAGAGAGGAGAGCUCAGCCCCACAGCCACCGAUGAAAGGAGACCCUGGGCAUUGCCGAGACUGGACCAUGAGAUGCUAAGAGAGGACCACGGCCUCGGAGAGGCCCCUGUCUACGUGAGGAAGCCUUUGCCAUCGCCUUAACGUCGAGCCCCGGUGCUUGGCAGGUCCGUGCCUUGCUGGCACCGCUGCUGCUCCGCCUGGCACCUGGUUUGCUCCCUCUGUGCUGCCCCCGAGGGGGGGAAACGGGUCCCCCCCAUCUGCUCAGGAGUCCCCAGAGCUGCCCAGUUGCUUUUGCUGCCCAAUGCACCCGCUUUGCCUUCACUGCUCCCCUUGUCCCCAUUGCCCUGCCUGCUCGGUGCCACUGGGGCUCCCAGCCCCAAAGCAGCCCCUCUGCUGGGUCAAACUGAUCCUGUCUCUGAGCGUAGGACCCUUUAUCAUAGCCCCAGCCAUGAGCUACAUGGGCUUGGGACCAACCAGUGUGAUUUUGCUGGUGGGUGCCUGCACCCUCUGUUGUGCUCUGCUUUUGCUCCCAGACUGCCAUCAGCUUCAUGGCUUCCCUUGUAGCAUCCCAGCUCUGCUUUCCCCAUCCUGCCCCUCACACGUGCAUCAUCCCUGUGGUGCCCAUGUGAGGGGCAGGUUGAACAGAGCUCAUCCAUUCCAUGAGCUGGGCACUUCAUCCCCUCCCAGUGCCAUCAUGGGUGAGCCUGGCCUGCUGAGCACUGUCCAGCUCAUGACUGUGGUUGUGCAUCAGCUGGGGGAGUGGAACUGGACCUCUCUGCCCCUACCUUGGCUGCUCAGCAAGUGGUAUGGGGACAAGGAGCCGGUCCCCUCCGUGCAGGCACCCACCUGAGCAAGAACCAGGACUCUUGUUGCAUCUGGUGUUUUGUCUUGGUGCAAAAUAAAAGCUGCUGGUAGCUGGAAA
Molecule: messenger RNA, 2477 nt
Organism: Neopsephotus bourkii (Bourke's parrot)
Lineage: Eukaryota; Metazoa; Chordata; Aves; Psittaciformes; Psittacidae
Gene: ETNK2
Product: ethanolamine kinase 2
Exons: 8
Coding region: 347-1432 (361 amino acids)
Biological process (GO): phosphatidylethanolamine biosynthetic process
Cellular component (GO): cytoplasm
Molecular function (GO): ethanolamine kinase activity
Source: RefSeq, a predicted model, not a curated record